GAGGAAGAGGUCUCGUAGCAGAGAGUACGAGGGGAGACUGCGAUACCCACCCCGGAGGGAUCUCUCCAGGAGAUCGCGAUCGAGAAGAAUCAGAUCUAAAGCGACAAUACUUUUCCCUCACCUACGCUGUCAGAAAGGAUCCGAGCAUUGCUAACCGAUCUUUCCUGCUUCGGCUCUGGAUUUUACCUUUGAUCCUCUCUUUGUUCAGCAUUUCCACGGGGACAAUUAGGUACUGGAAACGGGGUGGAUAAGGUGAGGGUUCCAGAACAGAGGCGGGAGCGUUGACGGGGAGAUGGGUGCUGACGCGUGGUGGUGUGCAACUGAAAUAGGCCAGUGGUCCUCGCUGCUCGGUAGUACCGGGGCUGGUGUGGUUCUAGCAGUCAAAUGGGGCGGGUGCAGCCAUGUAGGGAGCUGAGUUCAUCCUUAAAUUCCCGAAAUGUUCUACAGGCUAAUUGUUCUUCCGAGCCUGGCUGUUGUUUACCUGAAGGAAGCGGAUUGUGAAAUACAGCUGACGCUUCUCCAUCCUUUCCUCCAAUGGGUUCUGUGGGACAGAUCUGGAUGAAAACAGGCUUUUGCGGCGUGAAAACCUUCUUGCCCCUUUAGUCUUGGGCUGCGAGCCUCUUGCAGGUCUGCUGGUCUCCUCUGUAACUUUAGGUUGUUAUUUCUGAAUCCUCUGGCUUAAAAGUACCCCCCCAAAGUUUCACAAAGGUUUGGAGUCGAGUAUAUCGGUGUUGGAAUGGAAUCAGGGGUGGCUUUUUGUGUGUUUUGGAUAGUUCAGUGGUGACCUAGUGCCUCUGCUGUCUUGGCAGGCAGAUUGACAUUUUAGUCUUGAUCCAAGCUGAGCUGAACCACCCCACGCCUACCUGCGUCCCGUUAAGCUGUCAGCGAGAGCGCUACGUGUUCCUGUUCCCAGGCUGAAGUGCUGUAGCAAGGUUUUGGUUGGAGAAGCUGUUUCUCUCACUGACAGCUAGACGUGGCUUCUCGCUCGGUGGCAUGUGAAGCAAGGCUUGUAGCAGAAGCUGGUUUAUCAGGCCAACUGUAACGGCUGGGGUGGAGAAGACAGUCAUGUUUUUGGGGGUACAAGCAGGCCAACUGCUACGCAAGACCGUUUCUGCUCUUCGGUUUAAGAGCCAUGACAGGAUGCCUUAUCACAGGAGGUACAGACGGGACAGCGAUGCCUACAGAUUUGAAGACCGAAGCCCAUCUUUUGGAGAGGACUAUUACUCGACCCGCUCACGGAACUGGCGGCGAUCCAGAGGCAGAGAGCAGCACCGUCCAAAGAAGCAUCAGCAUCACUGCCGGAAACGCAGGACCAGGUCUUGUAGCAGUGCCUCCUCGAGAAGCCAACAGAGCAGUAAGCGCAGCAGGAGCGUGGAAGAUGACAAGGAAGGCCACCUGGUGUGCAGGAUCGGCGAUUGGCUUCAAGAGCGAUAUGAAAUUGUCGGCAGCCUUGGCGAAGGCACUUUUGGCAAAGUGGUGGAGUGUGUGGACCAUGCCAGAGGCAAAUCUCAGGUGGCACUGAAAAUCAUAAAAAAUGUUGGAAAGUACCGAGAAGCAGCCAGGCUGGAAAUCAACGUCCUGAAAAAAAUCAAAGAGAAGGACAAGGAGAACAAAUUCUUGUGUGUCCUGAUGUCAGACUGGUUCAACUUCCAUGGCCACAUGUGCAUUGCCUUUGAGCUGCUGGGCAAGAACACUUUUGAGUUCCUGAAGGAGAAUAACUUCCAGCCCUACCCUCUCCCUCAGAUCCGGCACAUGGCCUACCAGCUCUGCCAUGCCUUGAGAUUUCUACAUGACAACCAGCUGACUCACACUGACCUCAAGCCAGAAAACAUCUUGUUUGUCAACUCAGAUUUUGACACUCUGUACAAUGAGAAAAAGAGCUGUGAGGAGAAAUCCAUUCGGAACACAAGCAUCCGUGUGGCAGACUUUGGAAGUGCCACCUUUGAUCACGAGCACCACACCACCAUCGUGGCUACCCGGCACUACCGUCCACCAGAAGUGAUUCUGGAGCUGGGCUGGGCGCAGCCGUGCGACGUCUGGAGUACUGGCUGCAUUCUGUUUGAGUAUUACCGUGGCUUCACGCUCUUNCAGACCCAUGAGAAUCGUGAGCAUCUUGUCAUGAUGGAAAAAAUCCUCGGGCCGCUUCCAUCUCACAUGAUCCACAAAACUCGGAAGCAAAAAUAUUUCCACAAUGGGAACCUGGUCUGGGAUGAGAACACGUCCGACGGCAGAUAUGUCCAAGAGAACUGCAAGCCCCUGCGGACAUACAUGCUGCACGACUCGCUGGAGCACGCACAGCUCUUUGACUUGAUGAGGAGGAUGUUAGAAUUCGACCCUUCCCGGAGGAUCACGUUUUCGGAAGCCCUCCUGCAUCCUUUCUUUGCUGGCCUCUCUGCAGAGGAAAGGAUGCUGUGCGGGCGAGGCGCCAGCCGGGACCUAAGCAGAUGACGGCUGGGGAGGGUGCGAUGCCUGCUGGAUUUGUACAUACAGGAUUGGUCUGGCCUCUGCCGUUCUUCUCUCAGAGUUCAGAGGGGCUGGGGCACUGCAGUGAGGACCCUGGGCAGGGGAGGGGAAGAAGAGCUACAAUGGAAAGCACAGAUUUGUCUAUUUAUAUGUUGUAAAGUUAAAAUAAAGUGUUUCUUAUUGUUUGAUACUUCCCUUGUAGGCAGGUGUAGGGUUCUCUUGCUCCCAGCUUUGUCUUUUCUGCAAAGGAAGAUGGAGAUGUUGAAAAAUUAACUGGAAGCUAAAAUAUCUGCUUCACUGGAGGGUGAAAAGCGAGGGUGAGUGGCCUGAACUGUCCCUGGUCUCUGCCCUUGCUCCUCUGACCAGUGCAGCGCAGCAGGAAGGCUUGCUCCAGCGUCAGGCUCUAGAAGGAUAACGGACAAGUAAAUAGCUGCACACAAAUAGCACACAUGAAUAGUUGCACUUUAUUUCAGGGCAUCCCCCAGCAGCGGCAGGAAUUAGUCGUUACAAAUGUUAGGUCACAAAUGGAAUAUCAAGCAGUGACGUAGUACAGUGAUCUUCACAUGUUAGUGACCAGAGCAGCACUCAUGGGCAGUUCCUAUGAUGGUGGUUAAGGUUGUGGGUAGAAACUAUCAUCUCAAAUGCAGAUUAAAAAAAAAAAAAAAAAAAAAAAAAGUGUUCCGUUCUUUGAAUUAACUCUGGCAGCAUGGGGGAAAGGGGAGAAGAAGGGCCCCAGAACCCUUCCUGGGUCUCUUGAGUGCUCCAGAACACACAUUUCACAGGGGCGAGGCCAGUACUUCCUCAAGUAAGCCUUUGUAGCUGAGGGAAAGCACAGCCAAAUACCCAAAGCUACUCUCAGCUCCAGAAAGUGAGCACACUGUACAGCUUUAACUCUGCCAAAUGCAGCCCAGAGCUGCCCUGCUGUACCCUAAACACUCUGCACAGGUAGGGAUUGGGAAUCCCUUGCCUUACAUCAGGGUUUGUACGCUCAGCAACACUGCUCCCUUUUUUCUUUUUUUUUUUAUUUUACUUAAACGUGGGGACCCUGUUGCUGCACAGCUGGCAAGGCGCAGGGCUUUAGUGCUACCCCGAGCUGUGCAGCAGCGUACAGACCUGAUCCCAGCUGCCAUCCCCCCCCCAAAAAAGCCCCAUCUUUACCCAGUUCAUGUAACUUCAGCCAGUGGCACAAGCAGCGUAGAGGCAGGAAAGGACCCUGUGAUGAAGCCUGGAGUAUUUCUACACUGUUACUGCUUGGUGCAUACAACCUACAAGUUUAACAGCCAGAAGAGGUGAGAACAAGCCUCUAGCUUGGUUCAAGGAAAGCAGGAAUUGAAACAGCAGGUGCUCUUACUGAGUGUCUUGAGCAAGGAAAGUGAAAAUAAGGGGGCUAAAGCUAACACUGUACUACAGCACUGACCAGGGGACAGGUGUCCACCUUUUUAACCCAGCCGCUGCUCGCUCCUCUGCCUGGCUAAAGAUGAGAUGAAGCUGAAACAGCGGAAGAAACAAGAAAGGCAGAGGGAAGCCUCACAUUUGUGUUUUAAAUAACCAACUGUAUUGCUAUCCUUUCCCAGCACAGGCAAGUCUGAACCACAGCUUGUUAAAUGCCACCACAGUUCUAGCUGAAACAGGGUUCACCUGAGGGAUAGGGACCUCAGGGGAACCACACCAGGGCAGAGCUACCCCCUCCCCAUCACAGCACCAAGUCACCCAGCCUCCCCCUGCGAGCGCCAAGGCCACUGCACAUAGGUUCGGUUCAGCCAUCCAACCCUCAGCAGGGAGAGAAGCUCCGGGGAUCCAGCUGCCGAGAGGGGCAGAGCCCUUCCUCCUGCUGAGGUAGAUAGGGCAAGGUGGGAGGAGACCUCAGGGAGCUGCAGGAGCAAGCCCGGCCCUCUGCAGCCUCCUGCCCUUAGGGGCUGGGUCUUCCCCCAUCACUCUGCACUUGCAGGCAAUAUUACUCCCUCAAUUGCUUCUUUUCAACUGGGGAAGUCUCUUCCCUCCUCCUUUGAUCCUCCUUAGAACGAAGGCCGAGUGUCCGGUCUGUAAAUCCUCACCACUCAGAGCACAAGUGGGUCAAUAGGUCUGCUACCUGCUCAGCGGAGCACAGCAACAGAGCAGCUACAACAGCAGGUGACCAUUUCCAUAGAUCCCUGCACUUCAGCCUCAGAAGGGAUCCAGUUCCCCUGGAGAAAAGGCACCAUUUGAAGCUCUGAAGCUCUCCCAGCUGCCAGAACAGGGUCUGUGCAAGGUUUAGGCACCCGCAGGAGCUCUGAGGACAGGGAAGGUACCAGGAGAGCAGCAGAGCUUCAAGCAUCGUGAGCAAGGAGGGAGCUGAGUGCCCCUUUGCGAGAACAGGGCCCCCCUUGCCUUGCGUCUGCCUGGUUCCUCUAAAGGAACAGCUCGGCCUUGCAGCACCUCCUACAUCACUCCAGCACUUCCCUGGGUCAGCUGCCAGGUGCAAGCAUUCAGAGAGCAUACACAGAGCCAGAUAGCUGUGGGUUUCUCAGCUCGUCCCUGCUCUAGGCACUGCACCAAGGCUCUAUCGGGCCAGCAAAAUGAAUGCAAGAAAAGAUAACCCAACCCUUGCUGGCAGUGCACGGGAGGCAAGCGCAGCACAAGAGCAGUUAGGGGAGCAAGCCGGGGCAGAUCCCCCAUGGUAACUCAGAUGAGAACCUCCUGCUGUACCCCUACAGGAGGGCAGCAGCUCUCACCACCCCAUCUCCCACAGGCAAACAGGACCCUGUAAGCAGAGGACCCAAAUCCUUCCCCAAGCUGGUUCCCAGCACAUGGGCACACACACAUGCAAGCCUAGCCCACACACAGGCUUUUCAAGCCCAAAGGGAACGCACGGAUCAGUGACCUACUUCCCAAACCAUGCCAAGUGUAGGAGGGAUUCUGGAAGCACUGGGGGAACUCCCCCAAACAUCAACUGCACAAUAUACCACGCGACAAACUCCAAGUGACGCUGCCCUGCUUCACUAUCCUUUCCUGAUUCAGCUACUCACUGUACUGGAAAUAAGAGAGAAAGGAAAAAAAAAAACCCCACAAUAACUAUCCUGGAAAAGUUCUUUUC
Molecule: messenger RNA, 5536 nt
Organism: Egretta garzetta (little egret)
Lineage: Eukaryota; Metazoa; Chordata; Aves; Pelecaniformes; Ardeidae
Gene: CLK3
Product: CDC like kinase 3
Exons: 14
Coding region: 1066-2448 (460 amino acids)
Biological process (GO): protein phosphorylation
Molecular function (GO): protein kinase activity; ATP binding
Source: RefSeq, a predicted model, not a curated record